UCAUGCUGCUGCCAGGUCCACAGUGUCUCAUGGGUCCCUGUACGGCCUCCCAUUGCUGCUGUCUCCAUCGCCACACUCUGCCAUGUGCCACUUUCAGGUCUCCUCACACUGCUGGUGUGUUCCAUUUUUUGUCAUAGGGUGCUGGCAGAUUACGGGCCUCCCAUUGCUGCUGCCAGGCCCGUAAUCUGCCAUGGGCCCCCCGUACCGCCUCCUCAUGCUGCUGCCAGGUCCAGAGUGUCUCAUGGGUCCCUGUACGGCCUCCCAUUGCUGCUGUCUCCAUCGCCACACACUCUGCCAUGUGCCACUUUCAGGUCUCCUCACACUGCUGCUGUGUGUUCCAUUUUUUGU
This is a messenger RNA of Staurois parvus, 348 nucleotides long. Lineage: Eukaryota; Metazoa; Chordata; Amphibia; Anura; Ranidae. The record is from the annotation of a GenBank genome assembly.